Trichoderma citrinoviride is the source of this 1491-nucleotide messenger RNA. RefSeq names its product FAD/NAD(P)-binding domain-containing protein. Bases 1 to 1491 code for a protein of 496 amino acids. Gene Ontology annotation, molecular function: flavin adenine dinucleotide binding; NADP binding; N,N-dimethylaniline monooxygenase activity. NCBI's taxonomy places the organism in Eukaryota, Fungi, Ascomycota, Sordariomycetes, Hypocreales, Hypocreaceae. The transcript is spliced from 5 exons. The record is from RefSeq and is a predicted model, not a curated record.
AUGGGCGGAGGAAAUAAAAUCAAGUCGGUUGCCGUCAUUGGCGCGGGAGCUGCAGGAGCGGUAACGGCGGCGGCGCUGAAAGCCGAGGAAGUGUUCGACUAUAUCCGCGUUUUCGAGAGGCGCGAAUCUGCAGGAGGAACAUGGAUAUACGAUCCCGCAGUUCAGCCCAACAUCCUCGUCCGGCCGGGGGCGUUGCCGGCCGAAACCGACCCUCCUCUCGAGAUUCCCCAGAGUCUUCCUGCAGUCACUCGGCACAAUGAGCAGGAGAGAUUCUCCAAGACGCCCAUCUACAGCUCACUAACUACAAACGUGCCCGAGAUUGCCAUGUCCUUUUCAGACGUUCGCUUUCCAUACGGCCCGUUUGCACCUCACCACAUUCCACGUCAAUACAUCGAAAACUACUUUGCGCUGCACAAGACGGAUUCAUUCUUGGUUCUCAACACAACUGUCGAGGAAGUUCUCAAGAUUAACCACCCCUCCAAUGAUGGCUCAACGCAGUGGAAGUUGACCCUCAGAAAAUACGACGCCCUCCGAAACGUCGACAUCUGGUGGGAGGAAACAUUUGACGCCCUCAUUCUGGCAAACGGCCACUACUCUGUGCCAACUAUACCGCAUGUCAAGGGACUGGAGGAAUACAUCCAAAAGUAUCCCGGGCGCAUAGUCCACUCCAAAACAUACAGAUCGCCCAGUAUCUACAAGGACAAACGAGUGCUCGUGAUUGGCAACUCGGCAUCAGGAACAGACAUCAGCCGCGAGCUUGUCUCAACAGCUCAGCUCCCCAUCUAUCAGUCAAGGAGAUCCAAGAUCUGGUGGGAGGGGGAUGAACCUCCAGCAGGCAUCAAAUGGAAGCCGGUGAUCUCAGAGUACCUUCCCAGUGGCAGAAUCGUCUUUGAAGAUGGCACAUACCUGGACGAUAUCGACACAGUCAUCUAUUGUACCGGAUACAAGCCAUCAUAUCCGUUUUGGAACGCAAAGAAGAACGGCCAGCCCCUCUGGCAUGACAGAAAAGGACAGCUAGUAAAAAGCUACUGGCACACAUUCUUCCAGGACUACCCGAACCUCGGAAUAGUCGGCUUGCCUCGCGUUUUGACUUUCCGCAGCUUCGAAUACCAGGCCAUUGCCCUCGCCCGCCUGUUUGCCAACCGCAAUCCAGUCCCUCUCCCUCCAGUAUCGGAGCAACAAGCCUGGGCAGACGCAAGAGAAGAACUCACACGAAGGGAGCAUCGCAAAUUCCACGACAUUUCAUGGGACGAUGGCGAAACGCACGAAUGGCUGCAGGGCUUCCUUAAGCUGUCUGGGCUGGGGACAUUGACAGGCGAAGGAAGGAUUCCACCGCCGCUGACAAAGGAAAUGAUAUGGGCUAUUGAGAACCUCAAGAAAUACAGGCCAGGAGGGGAUGAUGGCAAGAAGGACUCGGACGGUCGACGAGCAGAAAGCCAUGACUGGGUCGUGGUAGACGGCAGAAAACGUGAUGUUCUCGGUUUCAUAUAA